AAGGCUUGAUCACUUUACUUUGGUAGUGACGUUGUAACUGAUGAUCGAACCAACAAUUGCAAUAAACUGCAAACAAUAACAUCCUCAGAUCAGAUACCAACAUGCAGAACAAAACCCUAUUUGGGUUUGGGCUCCAAUGGCUAACCAAGGUGUUAAUCGUAACCGUUGGUAUGGUCUCCGGCGAGUAUUUCAAGCCCUUCAACGUCAGCUACGAUCACAGAGCACUUAUAAUCGAUGGUCAACGGAGAAUGUUGAUUUCUGCUGGAAUUCACUAUCCUCGAGCUACACCUGAGAUGUGGCCUGAUUUGAUUGGUAAGAGCAAGGAAGGUGGGGCUGAUGUGAUUCAAACUUAUGUAUUCUGGAGUGGGCAUGAGCCAGUUAGAGGACAGUAUAAUUUCCAAGGAAGAUAUGAUCUUGUGAAGUUUGUUAAGUUGGUGGGAGAGACUGGGCUGUAUCUUCAUCUCCGAAUAGGUCCAUAUGUUUGUGCAGAGUGGAACUUUGGGGGCUUCCCAGUAUGGCUUCGUGAUAUUCCUGGAAUUGUGUUCCGUACAGACAACGAACCAUUCAAGGAAGAGAUGAAGCGUUUUGUUAAAAAAAUAGUAGAUGUGAUGCGAGACGAAUCUCUCUUCUCUUGGCAAGGUGGCCCAAUCAUCAUGCUGCAGAUUGAAAAUGAGUAUGGAAACAUUGAAAGCUCUUAUGGCCAAAAAGGAAAGGAGUAUGUAAAAUGGGCUGCAAAUAUGGCUGUUGGACUUGGAGCUGGUGUACCAUGGGUUAUGUGCAGGCAAACUGAUGCUCCAGAAAACAUUAUAGAUGCCUGUAAUGGAUACUAUUGUGAUGGUUUUAAACCUAACUCCAACAAGAAACCAGUACUGUGGACCGAAAAUUGGGAUGGAUGGUAUACAACCUGGGGAGGAAGACUGCCUCAUAGGCCUGUGGAGGAUCUUGCAUUUGCAGUUGCACGCUUUUAUCAAAGGGGAGGAAGCUUUCAGAAUUAUUAUAUGUUUUUUGGGGGGACUAAUUUUGGACGGACUUCUGGAGGCCCUAAUUAUGUCACUAGUUAUGAUUAUGAUGCUCCAAUUGAUGAAUAUGGUCUUCUAAGUCAGCCAAAAUGGGGGCAUUUAAAGGACCUGCAUGCUGCUAUAAAGCUGUGUGAGCCUGCACUUGUUUCUGCUGAGUCAGCUCAGUAUAUAACACUAGGAUCUAUGCAAGAGGCGCAUGUGUAUCGUGGUGGUAACACAAGUAUUUGUUCAGCAUUUCUUGCAAACAUUGAUGAACACAAAACAAGCACUGUACAAUUUCUUGGUCGAUCAUACACUUUGCCACCAUGGUCUGUGAGUAUACUACCAGACUGCAAGAACGCUGUAUUCAACACUGCAAAGGUUGGGGCACAAACCUCCAUUAAAUUGGUAGAUUUUGAGCCCAUGUCAUCUUCAAAAAGUUCUAGUCCCGAGCACUUAAUGAUUCGCACGGAAUUACCCCUUGUUUCUGAAUCAUGGAUGACACUUAAGGAGCCCAUUGGCGCUUGGGGUGAUGAUACUUUCACUGUUCAAGGCCUCCUGGAGCAUUUAAACGUGACAAAAGACCAAUCGGAUUAUUUAUGGUAUAUAACCAGAGUAUAUGUUUCUGAUGAGGACAUUGCAUACUGGAAAGAGAAUGCAGUUACUCCAUCACUUAAAAUCGAUAGCAUGCGUGAUGUUGUUCGUAUCUUCAUCAAUGAACAACUUAUAGGAAGUGAAAGGGGCCACUGGGUCAAGGUUGUUCAGGAUGUUGAACUUAAGCAAGGAUACAAUGAUGUCAUGUUAUUGUCACAGACAGUUGGUUUGCAGAACUAUGGUGCCUUUCUUGAGAAAGAUGGAGCAGGAUUUAAGGGUCAGAUCACUCUAACUGGAUUAAAAAACGGGGACGUUGAUCUCACACAUUCAACAUGGACCUAUCAGGUUGGGCUUAAAGGUGAAUUCCAAAAAUUGUAUGCUAACGACGAUGAUGAAAGUUUGAGUUGGACUAAUUUGACACAUGACGAAGUUCCAUCAGUCCUCUCAUGGUACAAGACCCAUUUUGAUUCCCCGGGUGGUAAAGAUCCAGUGGUUGUUGAUAUGAGCAGUAUGGGUAAAGGUCAAGCUUGGGUCAAUGGACACCAUAUAGGAAGAUACUGGACUCUUGUUGCCCCAAAAGAUGGAUGUCAAGAAAAUUGUAAUUAUCGUGGAGCUUAUAAUUCAGGAAAAUGCCAAACCAAUUGUGGCAAACCUACCCAGAUUUGGUAUCAUGUACCAAGAUCAUGGUUACAACCAUCAGACAAUCUACUUGUUGUAUUUGAGGAGACAGGAGGAAGCCCAUUUGAAGUUUCUGUCAAGACAGUUUCUGUUGAAGCUGUCUGUGCUCACGUGUCUGAGGAUUAUUAUCCACCGGUUAAAACGUGGUCCCAGUCAAGUUACAUCAACGGGAAACUUUUUACAGACCAGAGGAAGCCGGUAAUGGAACUGCAGUGUGAAGAUGGUUAUACCAUUGCAUCCAUAGAGUUUGCUAGCUACGGAACCCCUCAAGGCAGCUGCCAAUCAUUCUCCACAGGCAACUGCCAUGCACCAACUUCAUCUUCCAUCUUAUCCAAGGCCUGUGAAGGAAGAAAUAGGUGCAAAAUAGAAGUCUCUAAUUCUGUAUUUGGAGACCCAUGCCCCAGGACUGUAAAAACCUUGGCUGUUAAGGCGAGAUGCAAACCAUCAUUGUCGUCAUCAUCAUGGUACACCGGAUUAUCAGAAAUAUGAGACCAAGAAGCAAGACAUGUUGCAGUCUUUUAUGGUCCAUCCACUGUGGUGUCAUGUAUCCUUUAAUCAUGUACAUAUACGUAAUAACUAUAAAGCUUUAAAAGUAAAUCUUUGUUGGUCAACAUGUUCCCUCUUUA
Molecule: messenger RNA, 2896 nt
Organism: Helianthus annuus (common sunflower)
Lineage: Eukaryota; Viridiplantae; Streptophyta; Magnoliopsida; Asterales; Asteraceae
Product: beta-galactosidase 9
Exons: 19
Coding region: 102-2759 (885 amino acids)
Biological process (GO): carbohydrate metabolic process
Cellular component (GO): cell wall; vacuole
Molecular function (GO): beta-galactosidase activity; carbohydrate binding
Source: RefSeq, a predicted model, not a curated record